Exophiala dermatitidis NIH/UT8656 is the source of this 2363-nucleotide messenger RNA. RefSeq lists its product as uncharacterized. Lineage: Eukaryota; Fungi; Ascomycota; Eurotiomycetes; Chaetothyriales; Herpotrichiellaceae. Bases 707 to 1873 code for a protein of 388 amino acids. The transcript has a single exon. The record is from RefSeq and is a predicted model, not a curated record.
GCCAGCUUCCUUCAAGCCAAACAGAGCAGGCCGACUACACCAGAACUUCGGCAACCAUAAGCCUGAAGCCGGAGACUCAAAAGACGCAACACACCUCGGCGACUCACCCGGGCGUGCGCAGUUUCUUAUCGUGGCUCUAGUAGAAUCUACCUGCUGCUAGUACUAGUCGCUGUCGCCGUCGCCAUCGCGGCCUCAAAAAGAGACCCUUUUGGAGGCUAGCGCAUUUGCUCCGUUUGGAGCAUUCGCCUGGCAGCUGUUUAUCAUCCAGACGCUUGCCAACGACAUCGGACUGAUAUCCUCCAUCCCAUCCGCCCUCCGCCUUUUUCACUUUCUACCAUCUAGAGGCUACAUUCCAAAUUCUGCCUCCGUUAUUAUAUCUCGCUGACAGGCGCCCACCAUAUCCGGCCAUACUAGUUAGUACCUGGUAUUUUCUCGCCUUGGAAAACCAUCGCAAUCUGACGCAGUGCCUUGCCGCCCCACAACCAAAUCACAAACAGUUCUGCCUACGACAACGGCGACCGGCUACCCUCCUAUAUCAAGUCGAAGAUUCUGCGAGGCCCCGGCAGUCUCCCAAUAGCUAUUCUUGGGCCACACUACUCGCCGCCAAUAUUAAGACCAAAGGGCUCCUUUCCUGCCGCAUCCGGAGUCCGCCUUUCGCAUCUGCGGCCCGCGGUCAUUCUCGAGAUAUCCCGAGACCAAAGCCAAGAUGACCUCCUUAAUAUUCGGAACAAUAUGGCUAGGCCACAAAGGCUUUGUCAAGCAUAAGCGCGACAAACAACGUCAGAAAAACUACGAGCGUUGGGAAGGUCUGCGUGACGAGUAUGAUGAGCAGAGAAAGAUCACCAGAGAAUCGAGAUCUCUUGACAUUCAACGAACCGGGUCAGAGUACGCUGCGGAUCCAGAUGCCGACCGUCCAAUCCUCACUCUACGAGACCAACAAGAGGCGAACGACGCCCGUACCGGAUGGCGACCUCAAGAGGCGUGGGAUGGGCCAGUUUCGCGCCGGACCAGUGUGGAAGUCAUUGCGGGUUCGGGCCUGAGGCCUGUCGCACGUCACAAGACAGGAUCGACGUGGGAUGAAGAUUUACCGCCACCGCCCCGAGUGAGCCGGCGCAAUUGGGAUGACUAUCAAGCGUCGAACCAGAGCGGCAGUCUCAGCAGGAGUGGAAGUGUCAGGGUUGAAAGUCAUGUCGCCAGUGGAACACAUACGCCUCGAGACGAACGUAGCAGAAGCAGAACGCCGUCUGCAUUUUCGCGGACGGCAUCUCCUCGACCGGAAAGGUCUGGGCCGACGACAGCCGCGCAUCAUUCCAGGAGUGUCAGUGCUCCCGUUGACCUCGAUCUUCUUCAGGAAGCCGUGGAACCGAUCGAGAACCCGGUUCCUGGUGGGAAAAUGGCCGAGUUGAUAGAGAUGGGAGGUACCGAACCAGUACAACCACAACCGACACAACCUGUCCACUUGACCAACAGUCCACCACUGGUUCCAUAUGCCACUGGAUUUCCGCCGCCAGUCUCUAAUCCUAGUUCCAAUCCAUUUGUAUCUCAAGCUGCUCCUGUCCUGCAGCCUUUGGCUACCGGCAGUGUCACACAGCCUCCUCCAAUUCAGCCGGUCGACAGUCAACCACCUCUAUCACAAACUCUCUCGCCGAUCACCGAAGGCUUCACAACGAGCCAACCCUUUUCUGCACCUUACUCGCAACCGUUCUCGCAGCCAUUGGCUCAAUCCAUGGCGCAGCCUACCAUGUCUCCUAUGUCUCCUACCUUCCCGCCUACCACGUCACAGGCCCCGUCUCAACCUUUUGCCCAGCCUCAGUCCCAGCCUUUCGGCCAGGCUAGUCCGGGAACUAUGGACGAAUGGUGGAACAGACCUUGAAGAGAAAACCUUCUCAUAUGUUUUACGGCCUGGUGCCCACAAGUGUGGUUUCGACGCAUACAAUGCGAUCCAACAGUUGACAGGGAACGACUAAUGAUCCUGACGGCAAAGCCACUUCGCAAGCUAUAUGGCGUCGAACAACCCUCCACGAGAUCAUGCUUCCGUGAUCCAUUAAAUCCUUGCCUGCGCCUCAAGAGCCAUUGAGAGGGGAUUGUCGGAUUUCUCCUGACUCCUCUGUCUGGACGAGCGGGUGCCGAGACGGAUCUUCCGCUGAUCUUGACAGAAGAAGGCGAUUCAACGACUCUGACCUAUGCGACUCGAGCAAGGAUCCAGGGAGAAGAUGAGGGAAGAAGCGCGCAGAGCCAUGAUAUAUAGCGAUUGUGGAUUCAUGAACAUGCAGGAAUGUACAUUAUUUGAAGGCGAUAUCUAACGUACAUCAACAUUGAAGUCAAAUACUUGCACCUACACACACACACACACACACACACAC